Ostertagia ostertagi is the source of this 417-nucleotide messenger RNA. The record is from the annotation of a GenBank genome assembly. NCBI's taxonomy places the organism in Eukaryota, Metazoa, Nematoda, Chromadorea, Rhabditida, Trichostrongylidae.
AUGAACACAUACAUGAACGAUGCAGAAGUUCGAGAAACGCUUAAAAUUCCGACUGGCUUGCCACCAUGGGAAGUCUGCAGCAACGAGGUGAAGGCUGCAUAUCUAGAACAAUACAUGGACAUGGCACCACUCAUCAAGGACAUCAUCGCGGCAAAUAUUCGAGUGCUUCUCUACUACGGAGACACGGAUAUGGUUUGCAACUUCUUGAUGGGCCAGAAGUUCUCCCAUGGGCUUGGAUUGGAGCAAACUCUAGGCAAAACUCCAUGGUUGUUCAAUCAUCAAAUCGCCGGAUUCAAGACACUAUACAAGGGACUAACUUUUAUUACAGUGCGAGGCGCUGGCCACAUGGCUGCAAAAUGGAAAGCUCCGCAGAUGCACUACGCUAUUCAGCAAUUUUUGUUCGAUCGUCCCAUUUGA